Molecule: messenger RNA, 1267 nt
Organism: Aspergillus aculeatinus CBS 121060
Lineage: Eukaryota; Fungi; Ascomycota; Eurotiomycetes; Eurotiales; Aspergillaceae
Product: inositol phosphorylceramide synthase regulatory subunit KEI1
Exons: 2
Coding region: 102-1118 (338 amino acids)
Biological process (GO): inositol phosphoceramide metabolic process
Cellular component (GO): Golgi membrane; inositol phosphoceramide synthase complex
Molecular function (GO): inositol phosphoceramide synthase regulator activity
Source: RefSeq, a predicted model, not a curated record
UGUCACACUCCCUUUCUCCAUUCAUCAUCACCACCACCACCACUACCAUUUCACCCUACUCUUAUCGAUUUGGCACAUUUUGCCCCUCAGAUUUAAACAUCAUGGGGUUUUCAACCCGUCUCCUCCGCAUCCCGCGGCCAGAGACCUUUCUCUAUGUCAUGAGUCUUCAGACCGGUGCAUCCUUAAUCACUUUAUCGUUACUUCUCAACAAAAUCAGCGGCCUCUAUGGCUUGCUCGCCCUUUUGACCGGUUACCAUCUUUCACCUGUCCAACUGUCGAUGUACCUUUACUCCCUCCUCGCGCUGGGUCUCGUCACAUAUCUCUUCCCUCAUAUUCGCCAACAGUCUCCCCUGCAAUGUCUUGCGCUCGCCUGGCUCUACGUUCUCGACAGUAUCAUUAAUGCAGCCUACACCACCGCCUUUGGGGUCACAUGGUUCCUCGUUAUAGCCCAACACUAUGAUAAUGGAAGCGCCUCCGGACCGGGCGCGGAGACCAUCGCGCAAACCGCCGGUUUCACCAGUCCAAAGUACGAUUCGUCGCACAAGGAUCAAGCCGAUCCCUAUGCAAGGAGAUCGGAUGCCCUGGGUAACGCCGUGUCUCAGCCUGAAAGCUUCCAAAGCAUCGUUUUCAUCUGCCUGCUGUGGACCAUCCGCAUUUACUUCGUCUUUGUCAUGCUGGCCUUUGCGCGACAGGCCCUCCGUCUCUACGUCGCCGUGCCGCGACACACUCAACUCCCGACCCACAGCCGCAACACCUCCAUCGCUAGCGUGGCUAGUGUCGCCGACAUUGAUCGCGAACCAUUCUCUGCGCACAGCCCCGAUGGCCAAGGGUGGCAGGGUAAACUGGGACGUAUCAUGAUCAGCAUCGGUCGCAACUACUGGCUGGGUGAAGAUGAGGAGGGCGGUAAUUGGGUGAAUACUCUCAACCGCAAUUUCCGCGCCCGCAACGCAGAACCUGAGCUGCCCGGUCCCCUUGAGAGAGAAAGAAGACGGCGAUCGGGUACCGGCCCUCCCCAGCCUUCUCAGUCAACCGUCCAGGCAGCCGCCCUGCUGCAGCCGGUCUACGAACACGUACCGGGAACGAAUGGAAAGAUGCAUGGCUGGAAUGAUGGCAGGUAGUCUCGCACUCGAAGCCAACAGUCAACACUGAGCGUUGCCGACUUAUACAAAAAGCCGAUUCUCACCUGUCGCAGGGCUUCGGUUCCGUCUCCGAAAGGCUGGCAUAUUAGCGCCCCUUCCACGAAGUGAGGCAGCUCCCGUGCUAUCGG